AUGGACCGUCCCAUCCGUCGCGUGAUCACCGCCCACGAUGCCACAGGCAAAGCCUACUUCGCCUCCGACGAAAAGCUCACCCCCUACGAUCCGACGACUGCGCCUGAAUUCACGACCCCUGGUCCACAAUCCGGCUUCGGAGUGGUACAGAUUCAUCGAUCGCGCGGGUUCCCCGCCGAUAACAUGCGCGAGCUCCCCGACCCAAACCGAACUCUCGUCCCUCUGGCCGAUACCAAGGGCCCGUCCUGUCGCAUCCUGGACCUCCCGCCUGCCGAACAAGGCUGGAUGCACCGAACCUUGAGCUUAGACUAUUUUGUCGUCCUGUCCGGGACAGUGGGUUUGAUUACCGACGGUGGCGCCGAGAAGAUUCUCAAGCCGCAUGAUGUCGUGGUAUGCCGGGGAACCAACCACGAGUGGGUCAAUCGCGGAAACGAUGCUGCUAGACUCUUUGCGGUGGUUGUGCCUGCCAAGGAGAUUGUGACUGAGGAUGGCCAGAGACUGGAGAAGACACCCGCUGGGCCCAUCUUUGACCCGCCCGAGGAGGAUUAA
This is a messenger RNA of Penicillium canariense, 549 nucleotides long. Its product is annotated as cupin domain-containing protein. NCBI's taxonomy places the organism in Eukaryota, Fungi, Ascomycota, Eurotiomycetes, Eurotiales, Aspergillaceae. The coding region runs from base 1 to 549 and encodes 182 amino acids. The record is from RefSeq and is a predicted model, not a curated record. The transcript has a single exon.